AUGCUUGUGAACGAAGAUAUCAAGGCAAUCAAAAUAACCAGAGUGUACGAGCCCUCUGUCGAUCAUCAAGAGAUCUGCGUACCCAAUCAAGAUGAUAAUGUGCGAGAAGAUAUUGCUGAUAACGAUGUGGGAGAGGACAUUGACGAGGAUUCCCAGGAAGACGAUAUCAUGAUCAGAGCUAACAAAGAUGAAUAUUUCAGCAAGGAAGAAGACUGGAGGUCUGAGAUUCACAUCUUUCUCGAAGAAAAGACGCUUCCUGCUGAUCUAAAGCAGGCUAGGAAAAUGCCGUCAAAAGCAGGGAGGUACGACCUAAGAGAGGGAAUCUUGUACAAGAAAUCUUUCAUGGGACCUUUGUUACGAUGCUUUUCUAGAUCCGAAGGACACCUGAUUCUGAAAGAUAUACACCAUGGGGACGCGGGGAACCACAGUGGGAUGAGAUCUCUAGCAGAUAAAGCAAAAACCCAAGGGUAA
This is a messenger RNA of Papaver somniferum (opium poppy), 471 nucleotides long. RefSeq lists its product as uncharacterized. The record is from RefSeq and is a predicted model, not a curated record. The coding region runs from base 1 to 471 and encodes 156 amino acids. The transcript has a single exon. NCBI's taxonomy places the organism in Eukaryota, Viridiplantae, Streptophyta, Magnoliopsida, Ranunculales, Papaveraceae.